AUGAGUUGCAAUUUCAUGUUCUUCUUCUCCUUCGUCGCUUCUUGCAACAUCUUCUUCUCCUCCUUCCUCUUCCUGAUCAUCUUCUUUUCUCUCCGUCUUCUGCCCGUUGCAGCUUUUGAGUUCGAUGUGGGAGAUGAUGAUGGGUGGAAGGUUCCGCCUUCUGACAAGCUUCAAUUCUACAAUUCAUGGGCAUCGAAGAAAAGGUUCCAAGUCGGCGAUACCCUCAUCUUUGAGUACAAGAAAGAUUCAUUGAUGGUAGUGAAUGCUGAGGACUACAGCCAAUGCAAUUCCUCUCACCCCAUCUUCUUCUCCAACAAUGGCCACACUGAUUUCAAGCUUGAUGAAUCGGGACCGUUUUAUUUCAUCAGCGGAGUCUCUGGGCACUGUGAGAGAGGUCAGAAGAUGAUCGUUAAGGUAUUGGGUCAAUCUCCGGCACCCAGAAACUCUCCAUCGCCGCCUGGUGGUGGGUCCAUCAACCCUCCUGGCUCCACUAAGUCGGAUGCCACAGUUCCAAUGACUAGGAUUACUUAUAUAGUGAUUAGCCGGUUGGUCAUUUCAGUCCUUGGGUUUUUGCUUCAUUGAAUUUUAGGGUUCAUGGUCUACAUUUACAUGGCAAGGCAUUGUUAGUAUAUCUUUAGUCUUGCCUUUUGUUUGAGUUGGUCUUUAUAUUAUUCUUCUUUUAUCUUA
Magnolia sinica is the source of this 687-nucleotide messenger RNA. RefSeq names its product early nodulin-like protein 21. Gene Ontology annotation, molecular function: electron transfer activity. Gene Ontology annotation, cellular component: plasma membrane. The transcript has 2 exons. The record is from RefSeq and is a predicted model, not a curated record. Lineage: Eukaryota; Viridiplantae; Streptophyta; Magnoliopsida; Magnoliales; Magnoliaceae. The coding region runs from base 1 to 582 and encodes 193 amino acids.